Messenger RNA from Cherax quadricarinatus, 3707 nucleotides. The record is from RefSeq and is a predicted model, not a curated record. Lineage: Eukaryota; Metazoa; Arthropoda; Malacostraca; Decapoda; Parastacidae.
AUGACGUCGGCCGCCUGCAAGAAGGCCUCACUAGGCAGGUCAGUCAUCACCUGCCGCAGGGAAUGGGUGCUUUCUCAAGGGUUUAGUGUUGGCCAAACCAUCCAGGUCCUAGCGAAGCCUCGGGAGAAGAUGAGAUUCAUAAUUUACUGCUUGGGAGGUUACUUCUGCAUGCAGGUAUGUCUCCAUGGUCUUGAACCUGUCUUCCGUAUCAGUUAUAUAAGACUCGAGACUUCCAUCAGAAGCCUCCGAAUCGAAUGGAGUAAAUCGUCAUUCCCAGCUUCCCGCGUAAUAAAGGUGAAAGGUGGGCAAACAGAGGAGGUGCUGGAAGAGGAUCAGAUACCUUGGGCAGGAGUGUUUGAUGGUGUUGGGGGAUGGGGACCGGAAGAUAGAGAUGAGAAGCCCAGGGAUGCGUAUUUGGUGCAAUUGACCCAAGACUUGUCUAAGAGGAACGUGAGCAGAUCUUGGUUGGAACUCAAGCUGAGCUGGACAGAUCACGGGGCCACGCUGAGGUGCUCUGCGGCCAGCCCAGCUCUGCAGGAUAGAGUCGUCUCCAACAGCUCAGUCUUCGAUGUUCACUUUCCCCCACGUCUUCACCUGGCUCUGGGACGGAUGCUUCAACCAGAUGGUAUUAAGGAAGAGAUGGAUGUGUAUUUCCAUUGUUCGGUCACUGCUAAUCCUAAGGUGUACAAGAUCACUUGGUACCAUAAUAACAAGGAGGUGCACCAGGACGCCUCUGGAGGGGUGCUGGUGUCUGACGACCACCUGGUGCUGCAGAAGAUCAAGCGACGCUGGAGUGGUACCUACGUCUGCAAGGCUUCCAACGUCGUGGGAGACUCCGCCUCCAACGCCCUCACCAUAACAGUGCAGUACGCUCCCAUCUGUGCCUCAGCAUCCACGGCUGUGUUUCGAGCAGCGCUGGGCGAGGAGAUUGUUCUUCCCUGCCGAGUGCUCUCUCACCCCAUCAAUGUCUCCUUCUCUUGGACCUUCAUGAACACCCUCACCGAGCACGAGAGGGUGCCAGGAGAUCGUGUAUCGUGGCAAGGGCUUGAGUCGCGUCUACGAUACCUGCCUGAGAAGACUCAAGAUUACGGGACGUUACACUGCUGGGCCUCAAACAGAGUGGGUCACCAGAAAGAACCUUGCGUCUUCACUAUCAAACCUGCUGGUGUACCAUCUCCUCCUCUGAACUGUACCGUGAGUAACCAGACGUGGGAGAGCGUGGAGGUGACGUGCGGCGAUCCUGGUGGUGCUCUGGCUCACCACCACCAACAGCAGCACCACCAGCAGCAGCACCACCAGCAGCAACACCACCGGACAGGUCACGGUUACGACUACACCAGGUCGGGUUACGACGAGCCUCCGGUACCCAGCAACCCGGCGGAACUACUGCAGGAUAAGGACAAGCCACGUUACCUCCUGACGGUGCAGGAGAGGCUUACUCGGGCCGUGGUACACAACGUUACAGGUGAGCGUGGUAUGUUCUCCGUGAGCGGCCUCACCCCUGGGCUAGACUACGUCAUCUCCGUGGUGAGAUACAACAGCCACGGUCGAUCCUCUAACGUCACGCUGGAGGCCUUCACGCUAAGGACUGCUGAAAACAGAAUGAGAGAGGAGGAUGAGGGAAGUGAGUCUGCGCUGCUCGGUGUGGUGCUGGGGGUGAUGGGCGUGGUGCUCCUGCUGGCUGCGGGUGCCAUAGCCAUCACUCUGCGCUCCAGAUCCCGCCCACGGUGCUCCACGCCCACGGAGACCACCCGCCUCCCGCCCGGAGAAGCCAGUGACUCGACGGGGCUGGAUCAUCCUGAUCUCCUGGAGGGGGAGACUCACGCCGUCACUGCCGCAGGUUACCGCAAGGCGGAGGUGACGCAGGCGCUCCUGUCUCCGUCAGUACGACCCGUGGACGAGGAGAUGAGUCUCAAACCCACCUCUGUCUCGCCCACUACCUCCCACCUGGACUAUCUACCUUGUGAGGGCUCCGACAACCUCUCCCCAAACGUGAGGAGCCAUCCACGCCUCUACGUCAGGGCGGAGGGUCUCGCGAGCCAGCAAGAGAGCUUCCUCUGAACAAGCUCGUCUUAGAUGUAAACAGGCCAAGAGAGAGAAGCAACUUGCUGGAAUACUUCGUUUGGAGGCUUCGCUCGUGGACUUCGCCGAAGAGACCUCGCUGGAGACUUCUCUCGAUCUCAAUAUUGCCAUGUAGUCUAGUAAUUUUUUUAACCUAGAGUGAGUGUAUUAAUUUGCUUAGUGAAGACGACUGCCCCGCGUCUUUCUUCUAACGGAGCUGAAAUAUUUUCUCCACAAUACCAGGUGAAGAAGGACUGUCUUACUCUAGUGCGAUUGAUGACAGUGAACUACGGCUUGAGCCCAGGUCAUCGUAAGUCCCCUUUAUCUUAAGUCUGGAUCAUCUUAAGUCCGGGGCAUGUUAACCCCGGGUCAUCUGGUCAACACUGCCUUACUGUGACAUGUGUCGCAGUGGUCAGCAAGUUAUAUUCAUUGGUGUUUUGGAAAAAAAGAAAGAAACAUUUUGGAGGGGAGAUAAUUUAUUUUUGUCAGAACUCUAGGCUUUAAGAAUCUCCAUCGUCAGGCCAUUUCCCUUACCUAGGGAGACGGAAAGGAUUCUAUUUUUUUUUUUUUACUCAAAGAGUCCAAUGGACUUUUUAUUCUGUCCGGUGGUCUUUUUCUCCUUCUGUAUUUUAGCCAAUACGCAGUCAUAAAGAAUGCAGUUUGAGUCCUUUCACAGACCAUUAAAGUGUAAAAUAAGCAAAGACCUUUUAUCAGCAUAAUUGCAAGACCAAAGUACCCGUGAUUCCAUUACUCUUCUACAUUACUGUAGAAUUACAAAUGAGUUUCCUCGAACAUUUUUUUCUAAGAGAACUGCGAGUAUAAAGGCAAGUUAGUGUGUUGACUUGUGUCAUCUUAACAGUGUUGAGUUGUGGCAACGUAACAGUGUGAUUCGAGGCAACUUAAAGUGAGGACAAAAAGCAACAAACAGAGGAGCAGAACACUAACAUAUUAGUACUCAUCAGAAAUUUAUCCUGUAGUAAUGAUAAUAAUGAUCAUGAUGAAAAUAGUUUUGCUGUUUUAAAACAUAAUAAUGAUUCCCAGGUCAGUGAUAUGAUGUAAAACAGGUAUCCACUGCACGACUCAAUGAGCAACUUUGCGUAGCUCACUGAGACACUCUUAACAACUCAAUGAAAAGCUGUUGAAGACCUGGAACCUCUCUUCUAACAACUGCAAAGGGCUCUGCGAUGGUAAAAUACCUAAAACAAUGAAAGGUAUAUUGAAAUACGAGGAAAAUAACUUGUUAGACUUCCAUUUAUUUUUUAACUUCCAGAUUGUAAAUUAAUGUUCUUUGUUGAAGACUUUACUUGAUUGAUAAAUAAGUAAGAGUUAACUCGAAAUAUGACCUAGAAAACGUUUAUAUCAGACGUAUGUGAGGAUCUGCUCUGUCAAAGUUUUUUGAGAGGGCGAAAACUUUAUACAUAGUGUAAAAAAAAGCCUAUUAUUCAUGUACAUCGUUAAUGGAGCAGCAGAUGUCUUUUUUUCUCUCUCUUGCUUUUGUUGUGGCUAUUUCCAUGUGCAACCAUAUUUCAUAUUUUUACAAUGGACGAGAAGUGAUUGAAAUUUGUAGGUCAACCCCUCAUUUGUCCCCGUGUGUGUGUGUGUGUGUGUGUGUGUGUGCGUGUGUGUGUGUGUGUGUGUGUGUGUGU